GAGGAGAAAGUCAGUCGCUAGCCUUGUGUAGGGUGUGUGAGGGACAUGAAAAAUGCCUUUCUCCCGUCGGAGACAACAGCCCGGUGAUCUCAUGAAUAUAUUCUAGCUGGCGGGCCAUUGUGCAAUAGUCAGGGAGGUAUGCAAUCCAGUUUCAUAGGCAAAAACGGCUGCUUGGAGCAAGGACCAACUACUAUACAGCGAUUCUUCUCACUUUUGUGCAUGCUUACAUUCCGAGUAGUGACGACGCCGGCCAAGCAGUGAUACGGAUCUUUUGAGGCCAAUUCGACGAGGCUGCAAGCUACAGUUUUAAAGGGGAAACGAUUCGCCACAUGCAGACAUGGGUGCGAACGUUACAACUUGAAGACAGACAAGACACACUGUUGCGGAUAUAAGGAAAAAUAGCUAACAUAGCCUAAUUUUGUCACCGACCAAUAUUUCUUGGAACUAUCUACCAGCUGAAUAAUACAGAAUCAAAUAGAGAAUUCCAACCACGGGUAGUUGGAGUCAAAGGGCCCCCAUACUAUACAAUGAGGAUGAGGAAGUGAUUUGCUGUUUGGGGCUGCCUGUCAGGGUCUUGUUGACCCCCCCGUUCCUCCGAUGAACCCCCUCAACUCCAUGAAACCCGGUCUGCCUCCCACUCCGCACAGUGACGGUAACUUCCUGUAUGACUCUGCCUCCUGGCAACAAGGCACCAAUCAGCAGCCAGGCGCCCUCUCUGUGGUAACCACUGUCUGGGGCGUGACCAAUCCCUCGCACAGCCAGGUGUUUGGCGCGCCCAUGGGUCCGGGCGGGAACUCUGGAGGUCACAUGAUGCAGGGCAGUGGUGGCGGUGGGGGGAUGAGUCCCGGUGUGAACCACCAGUACCAGAGCUAUGGUGAUAAGGGCUACGGACAACCAGGUCUCUACGGACGCCCCAACACCGCCUAUAACCAAGCACCACCAUAUGGACAGAGUUACUCUAAUAAUGGUGGUGGUGGAGGGGGAAUGGGCCAACGCCCCCCCUCUGACUUCACCCAGGCUGCUGCCGCUGCUGUUGCCGCCGCUGCUGCCACGGCAACCGCCACUGCCACGGCAACAGUUGCCGCCAUCCAGGAGAAGCAGAACCAGGAAAUGAACUACGGCCAGAUGGGCGGAGGACCCUCCUCCUACAGUACCCAGUUCCUGUCCCACCCGGGCCCCCAGCAGGGUGGGCCCCGCGGCCCCCCGGGGAUGAGCCCCGGUGGGAUGGUCCAGUCCCGGCCUGGACAGCACCCCUCAAUGGGGGGCAUGGGGUACCCCUCGCACCCCUCCCAGGGUCAGGGCCAGAGGAUGUCCCAGCAGCACCCAGGCUACCCAGCAGGUCAACAACAGGGGCUCAAACGCCCCUACCAAUCUGAGGGUUUCCCAGGGCAGCAACAGUAUGGUUCAGGGGGCAUGUCUCCGUACCAUGGUGGCCAGCCCCUCCAGUACCCCCCCGGCCCCCAGCAGCGCCCGCCCCAGUCCCCAUCCUACCACCCCAACCAGCGCAUGCCCCCUAUGGCACAGUACCAGCAAGGACCACCCAACCCGGCACAGUACUACAAGGAGCAGCAGUACAAUGGGCAGCAGGGUAACAUGCCACCAGGAGGCUACAACGCCUUCACACAGGCUGCUGUCAAUGCGCAGGGUGGCCGGGUGAUUCCGGGGUACCCCAGUUCUCCUUUGGGGGGUAACCCAACCCCUCCCAUGACUCCAGGCAGCAUGCCCCCCUACCUGUCACCCGGUGGGCCUGGACCAGACACCAAGCCCCCCUUCCUCCCCCAAGGCCCUGACAUCAAGCCCCCCUUCCUCCCCCAAGGCCCUGACAUCAAGCCCAACAUCAACUCCCUACAGCCCCCCACUGGUAACCCUAGCGACGACCUGCGGCUGACCUUCCCGGUGCGCGACGGCGUGGUGCUGGAGCCGUUCCGAUUGGAGCACAACCUGGCAGUCAGCAACCAUGCCUUCCAGCUGCGAGACUCCGUCUACAAAACCCUCAUGAUGAGGCCUGACCUGGAGCUGCAGUUUAAGUGUUAUCACCAUGAGGACCGGCAGAUGAACACUAACUGGCCCGCUUCCGUACAGGUACAAUCACACUUACAGGUUUCUGGUCCUUGCUUACAGGUGAGUGUGAACGCCACACCGCUCACCAUCGAGAGGGGCGACAACAAGACGUCCCACAAGCCCCUCUACCUCAAGCAGGUGUGUCAGCCAGGACGCAACACCAUCCAGAUCACCGUCACCGCCUGCUGCUGCUCCCACCUGUUUGUGUUGCAGCUGGUCCACAGGCCAUCAGUACGCUCGGUUCUGCAAGGUUUAAUGAAGAAGAGAUUACUGCCCGCAGAGCACUGUGUGUCUAAGAUUAAGAGGAACUUCAAUAGUGGGACCAUCCCUGGAACCACAGGGCUGAACGGAGAGGAUGGUGUGGAGCAGACGGCCAUCAAAGUCUCUCUGAAAUGUCCCAUCACCUUCAGACGCAUCCAGCUUCCCGCACGGGGACACGACUGUAGACACAUCCAGUGUUUUGACCUGGAGUCGUACCUGCAGUUGAACUGUGAGAGAGGGACCUGGAGAUGCCCUGUGUGCAAUAAGAGCGCUCUACUGGAGGGACUAGAAGUGGACCAGUACAUGCUGGGGAUUCUAAUUUACAUACAGAACUCGGACUAUGAGGAGAUCACCAUUGAUCCAGUGUGUGGCUGGAGGCCGGUGCCCAUUAAACCAGACAUCCACAUAAAGGAGGAAGCAGACGGGCCUGUGUUGAAGCGCUGCCGGACGGUCAGCCCCAGUAACAUGAUGAUGCCCAAUGUCAUGGAGAUGAUAGCUGCCCUGGGACCGGCCUCCUCGCCCUACCAGGGUCUACCACCUGGGGGCAGGAACACACCUGACUACAACAGCCAAGCAGGUCAAGGAUACUCCAGCCAGUCAGGCUUCUCUGAGUUCCCCAACACCCCUGGAACUCCCACCCUGAGAGACUUCACCUCCCCUGGACCACCUAACAUCUACCAGCAGGACCAGAUGUCCCACUCUGGCCGUAUGGACCCUUCCCAUAAUGCCCUGCAGCAACAACAGCAGCAGCACCAGCAGGGUCUUCACGGUAACCAGAGUAUCGGAGGCGGCGUUGGCGGACAGAUGCAGCAGCGGAACUCCAAUACCCAGAAUGCCCGGCUGCAGACGGAGGGUUCGUUCGGCCUGGGGGGAGCGGGAGGAGGAGAGGGAGCGGAUCACACCCUGGACCUUCUCCCUGAGCUGACCAAUCCAGACGAGCUGUUGUCCUACCUGGGUCCUCCAGAUCUACCUAGCAACAGCAAUGAUGACCUGCUCUCUCUGUUCGAGAACAACUGAAGACUCUCUUCCUUCCUCGUUUAGGGACAGCUUCAUCCUAUUGAGAGGGGGGAGGGGACGGGACUGAGAGGGAUUCAUGUUUUUAUACCCCAUGCCUGCCCAUCCCUACCCUCUGUGGACCAGACCAACAGGAAGGUGCAGAGGGUAGUGAGAGACAGACUGGAAACUCUGUCAAGACUGUAGUGUUUUUAGACUCAUUAUAAAGCAUCCCUUUGCACUCUGGAUCCAUCAAAAAAAAAAAAACAGAAUAAUCCAGUGAAAAUGGGACUGCCUGCACUGGCCAGCCGCUAUACCUGUAAUGUUCUUAAAAAAUCACAAGCCGAAGGAUUUUCAACUUUUUAAAGGACCUUUUUAGAAACCAGAAAAAUUAAGUGUUAUGUUGACUUUCCAUUGUGUAUUUAUGAUUGUGGAACUUGUCAAUAAACAAGAAACAGACAGUGGA
Salvelinus fontinalis (brook trout) is the source of this 3781-nucleotide messenger RNA. RefSeq names its product zinc finger, MIZ-type containing 2 (gene zmiz2). Gene Ontology annotation, molecular function: SUMO ligase activity; zinc ion binding. The record is from RefSeq and is a predicted model, not a curated record. Gene Ontology annotation, biological process: regulation of transcription by RNA polymerase II; protein sumoylation. Bases 598 to 3339 code for a protein of 913 amino acids. The transcript is spliced from 21 exons. NCBI's taxonomy places the organism in Eukaryota, Metazoa, Chordata, Actinopteri, Salmoniformes, Salmonidae.